GCCCACGUUCCGUUACUUCACCUGGCAUACAUGCGUGCUGGGCAUCAUCGGUUGUGCCAUCAUGAUGUUUCUCAUCAACGCCAUCUACGCCUCAGCUAGCAUUGCCUUCAUGCUGCUCCUCCUCCUGCUGAUUCACUACCUCAGCCCCACGUCCAGCUGGGGAUACAUCAGCCAGGCUCUCAUUUUCCACCAGGUGCGUAAAUAUCUUCUGAUGCUGGACGUCAGGAAGGACCACAUUAAGUUCUGGAGACCUCAGAUCCUACUGAUGGUUUCCAACCCUCGCAGCAGUGUGGGCCUCAUUACCUUCAUCAAUGACAUCAAGAAGAGCGGCCUCUACGUGCUGGGACAUGUCCAGCUGGGAGACCUCAGCACUUUACCGUCUGACCCCUUGCAGGCUCAGUAUGACUCCUGGCUGUCCCUGGUGGACCAUCUGAACAUCAAAGCCUUUGUCAACCUGACAUUGGCAGAUUCCGUACGUCAUGGUGUCCAGCAUCUCCUCUUCAUCUCAGGACUUGGUGGGAUGCGACCCAACACCUUGGUUCUCGGUUUCUAUGACGACUGCCUUCCAAAAGAUAAGCUGAUUGAAUCUCCCCUGUUUUCCACCGAGUCCGUGGAGCCCUUCAGUCCCUCUGAGGAUGUCGAUCAGCCUCCCAUGUAUCACUUUGCCUCCCUGCGAGGGUCCAGUGACAGGCACGAUUAUGGUGAAUUUGGGGAUGGGAAGGUUUUAGGCCCCCAGGAGUAUGUUUCUGUUAUUUCUGAUGCGAUGAAGAUGCUCAAGAAUGUGAUACUCGCUCGAUACUUCAAUGACUUCGACAGAGCUCAGGUCCUUUCGUCGCCCUCCCCCCUCGCCAAGGGAGACGUGUUCGUUGAUGUCUGGCCAAUAAACCUCCUGCGCCCGGACAGCUGCAGCUACGUCGACACCUGCUCCCUGUUCCUGCUGCAGCUAGCGUGCAUCCUCAACAUGGUGAAAGCCUGGCGCAAAGCUACUCUGCGACUCUUCCUGUGCGUGGAGGAGGGGCAAAGCGUCAGGGGCUCAGAGGCCAAGCUCGGCCAGCUCCUUAAAGAUUUGAGAAUUAAAGCUCAGGUGUACCCCGUACCGUGGGACCAGGUGGUGGGGUUACACUGGCAGCGGCAGGGUGGAUUCAGCAAGAACCAGAAGUUCCUGUCUCCAGACUCCACCACCGAUGAGAUGGAGGCGAGACCCAUGGAGGAGGAGAGCGAAGACGAUUACGUCAACAGCUUCCCAAGCAAUGCCACGCGCGUCUCCGAUGACUACCUGACAGCCGUCAAUAAGCUGAUCCUUGACCAGGCCAGCCAACCGCCUGCCGUGCGUUUCCUGUACCUGCCCCGCCCCCCAGCCGACACCCGCCGGUACGCUACUUACCUACACCAGCUGGAUCUGCUUACUCAGGAUUUAGGACCCACUCUCCUCAUCCACGGAGUCACGCCUGUCAUCACCACUGACCUGUGAGCUCGCCUCUCCUCUUCCUCACACGUUCAGCGAAGCGUGCCUUACACUCUGACAGCGAGCGAAGUCUCCAGCGUCCCCAUUAAAGGUGUGGACGGCAGCUCAGCAUUGACCUCUCCAUUAUCACUGCUAGCUCGCUGACACCACCUUCCCUGCCUUAUACAAUGUUCCUAGUUUUUAACUCUUUCCUUUUUAUAUGUCUUCUAACUUCCAAAUAACUUUGCGGACAUUUACCAAACACCAGGAGGCACACCUGGGCAAAGCUCACUGUAGUUUUAAGCUCAGCGUUGAAUCCGAUGUCAUUCUUCUUAACGACCUUUCCACAUGUGCUCAAAUCAAAAAGUGCCUCUAAUAGUUAUGAAACAUAAUUUAAACAACAUUGAUGCUUAAAGCAAUCGUUUCCUUUUCCUUUUAGGAGUUCAGAACAAAGAUAAAUCAUAGCAGAGAUGCUUCUACAAUGUGUUCUCUGACUCUUUUAUUCCCAUAUGAUUUUAUGUAUAAUCUCAGGACGACAUUCCUUUUUAUCCAAAUGCACUUUUUGUCCUGCCACGUCUGCCGAAAUGCACAACGUGCAGAUAAAGAACAAAAAAGACUAACGUUUCCCUGCUCCAGCGACUGAGACUAACUUUUUCCAUUUGUUUUUAUUAUCUCCUACAAUCUCGUCACUUUUGGUUUCCUCUCAGUGGCCGUGCUGGUUGACCGGCUUUGUGCUAAAUUGCCCGAAUGAAUUUAAAUAUCUGCUCAUCUCUGCUGCGAAACUCAUUAGCUAAAGUGCUUGUAACAUUAAAAACAUGUUUCUGUAAAUUCUGCUCAACUGUGUGGACAAAAUUGGAGUUAUUGGAACGUAUGUAAGGGCAAAAGCGUAGAACUGUAUGCAGUCUCGGCGUCGGCUUUUAACAGUGAACAACCCAGCGUACUGUGAUAAAUGCUUCCUUUGUUAUGCACUCCGUACCCUCUGGAACAAACUCAAGGGUUUAAUAAACUUUAGCCUUUAAAUGUCAGAAAUCAGAUGAACUCCACAAGGACUUCAGAUCAUCUGAGGGCAGACUUUUUGCUUUAAAGGAAACCUGGUGCUCUGAUUUCACUCUAAACAUUGUUUGUAUCUGGACUCUUUCCAAAUGGAUUUCCUUCUGAUCUUUUUACAUUGACUAUUUUUUUUACUGAUACAAUUUUGUUUGGACACUACACUCCUUAAACCACUCGCACUACAUUUCUUCAUGUGUUUGUCUGGGAUUUCUGUUCUCCCCUCUACAGGAAAACAACAAAUUCAGUUGGACAUGGUUUACUGAAGGAAUUAGUAUUUGUAUUACUGUUGAAUUAUGUCCAAACUUUUCAAGACGUUGACUGUAAUGACACAAAAAAAUAAACAUCUUUAUCAGUU
This is a messenger RNA of Fundulus heteroclitus (mummichog), 2849 nucleotides long. RefSeq names its product solute carrier family 12 member 9-like. Lineage: Eukaryota; Metazoa; Chordata; Actinopteri; Cyprinodontiformes; Fundulidae. Gene Ontology annotation, cellular component: membrane. The record is from RefSeq and is a predicted model, not a curated record. Gene Ontology annotation, biological process: chloride transmembrane transport; potassium ion homeostasis; cell volume homeostasis. Gene Ontology annotation, molecular function: potassium:chloride symporter activity.